AUGAUAUUCCCCCUCUGUGGGAAACAUCUUGUUAACCGAAAGGCCCGAAAGCAAUCGCAGGAAACGACGAAGGAGAAAAAGGAAGUCGAAAGUGAUAAAUCUCUAAAGGACUGUUUUUUUAUCAUCUUAAGCGGAAUGUACGGUUUGUUGAUCGUGGUCUUGGGAGCUGUCAUACCAAUAUCUGAAACAUUUGCUGAAAUGGAAACACCGAAUUUCUUUGACGCUUUUUACAUCUAUCUGUUUACGUGCAGUGGUCUCUUCAUCUUGUAUGUUUACACUUUCCUCUUGAGGCGCAACAAGAAAUCUGCCAGUUUCAAGUUCGCCCUGAAUCGUACAUGGUCGCGCACUUUUACCCGUUCGUGGUCUUUUACGAGCAGAUCCGAUAAAGAAAAUGCCCAACGCACCGACAGUUGGUAUCGACGAAAAAUCACCACUGACUUAGGACCGCACAACCCAAAUGGUAGCUUUUACCUGCGGCUCGGAGCUGUAGGAUUUGGAAUCGGUGGAAUGAUUCACAGUGGUCUUCAACUUGGUAUGCAUUUUCAAGGAAUUGGGGGCAAUACCCAUUGCGAUUCACGUAUCCAAGCCGUCAAGCCUCUUUUCCAUUUGAUCUUCACUUUCUCACAACUUUAUUUCGUUUUCCUCAAUCCAAAGGUGUGCAUUCAUCGCUAUAAGACCUUCGCCCGUUUCGGCUUGAUGCACAUGUGCGGCACCAACAUUUGCGUCUGGUUUCGCAACAUCGUCGUAGAGACGCUUCACGAAAUGCACCAUGGGAGUUCCCUGGAGAAUCAUGGCAAUAAUCACCACUCGAACGACCACCACCUCCCUAGUGGGCACGAUGCCAAGAACGCUUCUUACAAUGUUUCUCACACUUACGGCAAUAUGUCGGAAGAAAACAUUACGCAUAAACAGAUACCUGGUCUAUCAUCUCCCGCCGUCAAAUGUUAUUGGAACGAAAUGAUGGGAAAAGUUGUGGAUCGAGCGGCGCCCUAUCUUUACCCCUGUAGUAUCGAAUACAGUCUAAUUUGUGCAGGUAUAAUGUACGUUUUAUGGCAGCAAGUUGGGCGUGGACCGAAGCCAAUCUUGAAACGCGUCGACCGCAAGAACAAAGACAAAGAUGGUCUGGAGCAAAUGCGAAAUAACCGAAUGAGUGUCGACUGUGGCAGUUCGAGCCGUGGUCUUUUUGUUGGUAUCCUUCUCUUCGUUGGGGCCGUCAUUACAAUGGUCGCCUUUUAUGUCCUUGUCAACAAGAAGAACAUGACCAUCACAGCUUUAACACUUGUUCACUUAUCUGAAAUUGCGAUCUACUUCCUCGGCAUGAUCGCCACCCUCUCCGCCGCCUGGCGCAUGAGAGGCCUCUCUUAUCACCCUGGUCACGCCUCCGUGCUGGAGAACGUCCUCGUUCUUAUCUCACUGACCGGGGUGUUUAUAUUUUGUAUUUUCGGGAUCAUCGCGGCGAUUUUCCACGAGGAAAGCGGUCUGACCAACGUGCUUUCCAUUGCUUCGAACCUAAUGAUGAUCAUCCAGUCGAUAAUCCAGACGGUUUUCAUCAUCGUCGCUUCGGAAUUUCAAGCUGUUACACAGGAAGCGGUCAAGAAGAAACCAGGCCGCGAGUUUGUUACUUUCCUUAUUUUGUGCAACCUUUCUCUGUGGGGGAUCAACACUUUUGAGACGCAACGCUCUGAACACAAUCCCAUUCAAACCGACUUUUACGGUCACAUGGCCUGGGCGAUCCUCACACAUAUAUCUGUACCGCUGGGAAUAUUUUACAGAUUUCACUCGACUGUUUGCCUCUCGAAUAUAUGGAAAAACGCUUGGAAAGACAAAAAGCAUUGA
Acanthosepion pharaonis is the source of this 1836-nucleotide messenger RNA. The record is from the annotation of a GenBank genome assembly. NCBI's taxonomy places the organism in Eukaryota, Metazoa, Mollusca, Cephalopoda, Sepiida, Sepiidae.